Salvia splendens (bonfire salvia) is the source of this 1277-nucleotide messenger RNA. Its product is annotated as probable prolyl 4-hydroxylase 9. Gene Ontology annotation, molecular function: L-ascorbic acid binding; iron ion binding; procollagen-proline 4-dioxygenase activity. Lineage: Eukaryota; Viridiplantae; Streptophyta; Magnoliopsida; Lamiales; Lamiaceae. Gene Ontology annotation, biological process: peptidyl-proline hydroxylation to 4-hydroxy-L-proline. The record is from RefSeq and is a predicted model, not a curated record. Bases 217 to 1098 code for a protein of 293 amino acids. The transcript is spliced from 8 exons. Gene Ontology annotation, cellular component: endoplasmic reticulum.
CAUGUCUAAAAUCCAUUAAUGAAGUUUUGAUUUGAAGGAAGGAGACGACUUCAACGGCAGAAAAACAAUUCCCGCCGCUUUACCACACUCCGAAACCGUAAUCUCCCGGCGUUUUUGCUGCCAACGCACCGCAAUUCCGCUGCAAAAUCAGUUAAACUGAGCUUGAACAACAAUUGUUUCCUUCCGAUCGCGCUUCGGAAUAGGCAGUAGAAGAGAAUGAAGAUCAAAGGAAGCAAAGUCACCGGAGGAAGCUGGACAACCCUAGGCCUGCCUUUAAUUUUCCUUUUAUGCCUCUUCUUCUUCCUCGCCGGUUUCUUUGGCGCUUCUCUUUUCUCUCAGCAGGAGAGUCCUACUGGUAAUUUGAGGCCGCGGACGAGGGAAUUGGUGGAGGAAGUGAUGGAUUUGAAGGGGAUCCCACACGGAGAUUCCGGCGAGGACUCUGUGGAGACGAUACCCGUUCAGAUUCUGAGCUGGAAGCCUAGGGCUUUAUACUUUCCGAACUUUGCUACUGCAGAACAAUGCCAAAACAUUAUCAGAAUGGCAAAAGUAAAUCUCAGUCCAUCAACCUUAGCUCUACGGCAGGGAGAAACAGCAGAUAAUACGAAAGGAGUCAGGACAAGUUCUGGGAUGUUUAUUAGUGCAUAUGAAGACAAAAGUGGAACCCUGGAUCAGAUUGAGGAAAAAAUUGCUAGAGCAACAAUGAUCCCCAGGAAACAUGGAGAGUCCUUCAAUGUCUUGCGUUAUGAGAUUGGGCAGAGAUACCAGUCACAUUACGAUGCAUUCAAUCCAGCUGAAUAUGGCCCACAAAAGAGCCAGCGGCUGGCUUCUUUUCUGUUGUAUUUAUCUGAUGUUGAAGAAGGUGGUGAAACCAUGUUCCCUUUAGAGAAUGGGCAAAACAUAGAUAGCAAUUAUGAUUUUGGGAAAUGUCUUGGUCUGAAAGUGAAGCCACGGACAGGAGAUGGGCUACUAUUCUACUCCCUGUUCCCAAAUGGCACAAUUGAUCCCGCAUCUCUCCACGGGAGCUGUCCGGUGAUCAAAGGUGAGAAAUGGGUAGCUACAAAAUGGAUCAGGGAUCAGGAGCAGGGCGAAGAGCUUUGAUGCCAUUUAAAUUGGAAACUUAACUGGCAUCCAUUUUGCCAGUAGUUGAAGUUCGCCCCAAUUUUUGCGUUGUAUAGCACAUUUACAUUUUAAUCACUAGAUAUAUUUGUGUUAUUCUAGCAACAAUGCAUGGGAACUGUAUGUAAAUUUCGGAUCAGUGAUAAAACCACUCUUAAUGA